Messenger RNA from Nyctereutes procyonoides (raccoon dog), 7652 nucleotides. RefSeq names its product protein tyrosine phosphatase receptor type J (gene PTPRJ). The transcript is spliced from 24 exons. Gene Ontology annotation, molecular function: cadherin binding; protein tyrosine phosphatase activity. The record is from RefSeq and is a predicted model, not a curated record. NCBI's taxonomy places the organism in Eukaryota, Metazoa, Chordata, Mammalia, Carnivora, Canidae. Gene Ontology annotation, biological process: protein dephosphorylation; angiogenesis. Bases 1 to 4158 code for a protein of 1385 amino acids.
AUGACGCGCGGAGGAGGCAGCGGGAGCCGCCGGAGCCGCCGGAGCCGCCGGAGCCGGGAUCGGGGCGCCGCGCGCCGGGGGUGGGCGCCGCUCGCUCCGCCCCGCGAAGCCCCUGCGCGCUCAGGGACGCGUCCCCCCCGCGGCAGCCGCGCCAGGCUCCGCGCUGUGGCCGCCGCCACCGCCGCCGCCGCCGCUGCCAUGUCCCCGGGGAAGCCCGGGGCGGGCGGAGCGGGGACUAGGCGGACGGGCUGGGGGAGGAGGCGGAGGAGGCGGCGGCUGGAGGCGGCGACGCGGGCGCCCGGGCUGGGGCGCACGGCGGGGCCCGACUCGCGCGUCCCGGGCACGUUCCAGGGCGCGCGGGGCAUGAAGCGGGCGGCGCGGGAGGCGCGGCCGCCUCCGCGCUCGCCGGGGCUGCGCUGGGCGCUGCCGCCGCUGCUGCUGCUGUUGCGCCUGGGCCAGAUGGUGUGCGCAGGUGACUCUUUUUCCGUCAAUACAACCAGUGUGACCACAACAUGGGAAGACACGAGUGCAACUGUCUCUAUGUACAUGACUACAGAGAACAGUGACAUGGAGAGUAACCAGACGACUCUUGAUAAACAUCCAACAAGGGAUAACGUCACAGACUUCAGUCCAACAGCUCCAAACAUGUCCUUUGUCACUUCAGAUAUAGUCAACAAGACUUCGGAAUGGGAAGCUCCCAUGGCUGUAAAUGAGAUAACAGAACCAAGUCCAGUUUCUGGUCUUCGUCUUGCCCUCCUGGGUUUCACGCAAGCUACUCUUACCUGGAAGAAUGCCAAUGGCACUGCCACCUGUCGGCUGCUCCUUGAAAGCAUCGAAAAUAGUAAGGAUUUGACGCAAGACUCAGUGGUCAAUAUCUCAGGCCUGAUACCAGGAACUCGAAACAAGUUCACCUUGUCUUUCUCAGACCCGAAUGAACAGAGAGAGUCCUCGGUUAUAAAUAGUAGCUUAGAUGCCAACAGCACAGAGAGCUCCUCCCAGCAGUCCACGACCCCCACUGCCUCUGUGUCUCAAUCCGACCUCCAACAUGCAGACCCGUCUUCUGACCAUCCUCUGACCCAACAUGCAGACCCGUCUUCUGACCAUCCUCUGACCCAAGACACAGAAGUCCUGCUGUUUGGGUUGAAGUCCAACACACAGUACAAGGCCACUGUUUAUUCUCAAGCAGCAGAUGGCACAGAAGGACAGCCCCGAAACAUAACUUUCAGGACAGUUGCCAGUCAAGUUAUUGAUAUUGAAGUUGUGAACAUCACUGCGACGAGCAUGAACCUCACCUGGAAAAUCAAUGAUAAUGAGUCAUCCUCUCCCUAUAGCUAUGAGAUCCAAGUUGCUGGGGAGACUGGUUCCCUCAACUUCCGUGUCGAUACGAAAUGGGUCUUUAUCACUUUGCUCAACUCGAGUACUUUAUACAACAUCACAGUGCGUCCUUUCCUUGCCAACGUUUCUGACGGCCUGCCGGGUUUUCACCAAGUGUACACCCCCCCUCAUCCAGUUUCUGACUUUCGAGUGACGAGUGUUAGCACAAGGGCUAUUGGCUUAGCUUGGAGCAGCAAUGACUCAGGUAUCUUUAAGAUAUUUACCUCGAAGAAUGGAACGGAAAGAAUUCAGGAGAACACAACCACCUCCCAAAAUAUCAUCAUUGAUGGGCUAACCCCUGGAACUGAGUAUCGUUUUGAAAUAUUUCCGCAAGGACCAAAUGGGACUCAAGGGGAUUCCCAGACAGUUUGGCAUAGCACUGACCCCAGUGCAGUCUUGGACAUCCAUGUGCUCAAAGUCACCACAACGGAAAUGCAGUUGGAAUGGAAGAGUACAGACAAUGCUUCUGUGUACACCUACUUCCUAGACAUACAGUCCGAGUAUGGCUCCAACCAGACAAACAGUUAUCAGAAAGAGAUCACUCUCAGGGACUUGGUUCCAGGCACCUUAUAUAACAUCACAGUCUUUCCAGAAGUGAACCACAUCAAGGGGAAAUCCAGCUCCACGGCACAGUAUACACGACCCAGUAAUGUAUCCAACAUUGAAAUAAUUACCAACAUCACAGCGGCGAACUUAACUUGGCAGAACUUUGAUGAAGCUUCUCCCAGGUACACCUACCACCUAUUUAUUGCAAAGGAUGGAAAUUCCAGCAAUGCAACACAACUUGUCACAUAUGUUGGCGUCACCUCUGUUAUCAUCACUGAGUUAAGCCCUGGCUCGGCAUACACAGUGGAGAUCUACACCCAAGUAGGGAAUACCACCAUGUCACUGACACCCAGCUGGCAGUCAUUCUGUACAGAUCCUUUUCCAGUAACCUCCUUCCACUGCGAAAUGGUCCCCAAAGAGCCAAUCUUGAUUCUCAAGUGGGUCUGCCCUCUCGGCACCAACACAGGCUUCCAGCUGGAGAUUAGCAGAGGAGCUUGGAAAAAUGUGACGCAACUGGAGAGCUGCUCCUCAGAGAACAGCACGGAGUACAGGACGGAAGUCACGUAUUUGAAUUUUUCUACCUCCUACAACAUCAGCAUCACCACUGCCUCUUCCUGCAACAAGAUGGCAUCUCCCACCCAAAACACCUGCCUCACUGGCAUUACAGACCCCCCUUCUCCAGAUGGAUCCCCGAAUAUUACGUCCAUCAGUCACAAUUCAGUAAAGGUUGAGUUCAGUGGGUUUGAAGCCAGCCAUGGACCCAUCAAAGCCUAUGCGCUCAUUCUCACCACUGGGAAUGCUGGUCACCCAUCCCCAGAUGUUUUGAGAUACACGUAUGAGGAUUUCAAAAAGGGGGCCUCGGAGACAUAUGUGACAUACCUCAUAACAACAGAAGGGAAGAGACAUCCUCAGGGCUUGGCUAAAGUCUCGAAAUACGAAAUCGAUGUUGGGAACGAGUCAAACACGCACGGUUAUUACAACGGGAAGCUGGAACCCCUGGGCUCCUAUCGGGCUUGUGUGGCCGGCUUCACCAACAUCACCUUUAGCCCUCAGAGCAAGGGCCUCAUAGAUGGCGCUGAGAGCUACGUGUCCUUCAGUCCCUAUUCCGACGCGGUUUACUUGCCCCAGGAUCCAGGUGUCAUCUGUGGAGCAGUUUUUGGGUGCAUCUUUGGUGCCCUGGUCAUUGUGGCUGUGGGAGGCUUCAUCUUCUGGAGAAAGAAAAGGAAAGAUGCAAAGAAUAAUGAAGUAUCCUUCUCUCAAAUUAAACCUAAAAAAUCCAAAUUAAUCAAAGUGGAGAAUUUUGAGGCCUACUUUAAGAAACAACAAGCGGACUCCAACUGUGGGUUUGCAGAAGAAUAUGAAGAUCUGAAGCUUGUUGGAAUUAACCUACCCAAAUAUGCUGCAGAAGCAGCUGAGAAUAGAGGAAAGAAUCGCUAUAAUAACGUUCUGCCCUAUGACAUUUCCCGUGUCAAGCUUUCCAUUCAGACCCAUUCAAGUGAUGACUACAUCAAUGCCAACUACAUGCCCGGCUACCAUUCCAAGAAAGAUUUUAUUGCCACACAAGGGCCUCUACCCAACACUUUGAAAGAUUUUUGGCGUAUGGUUUGGGAGAAAAACAUAUAUGCCAUUGUUAUGUUGACCAAAUGUGUCGAACAGGGAAGGACCAAAUGUGAGGAGUACUGGCCCUCCAAGCAGGCUCAGGACUACGGGGACAUAACUGUGGCAAUGACAUCAGAAGUUGUUCUUCCAGAGUGGACCAUCAGAGACUUCACAGUGAAAAAUAUUCAGACAAGUGAGAGUCACCCCCUGCGACAGUUCCAUUUCACCUCCUGGCCAGACCAUGGUGUUCCGGACACCACUGACCUGCUCAUCAACUUCCGGUACCUUGUUCGUGACUACAUGAAGCAGAGUCCUCCCGAGUCACCCAUUCUGGUUCAUUGCAGUGCUGGGGUUGGAAGGACGGGCACAUUCAUUGCCAUUGAUCGUCUUAUCUACCAGAUAGAGAUUGAGAACACGGUGGAUGUGUAUGGGAUUGUGUAUGACCUUCGAAUGCACAGGCCUUUAAUGGUGCAAACAGAGGACCAGUAUGUUUUCCUCAACCAGUGUGUUUUGGAUAUUAUCAGAUCCCAGAAGGACUCAAAAGUAGAUCUCAUCUACCAGAACACAACUGCAAUGACAAUCUAUGAAAACCUUGCACCUGUGACUGCUUUUGGAAAGACAAAUGGUUACAUCGCCUAAUUCCAAAGCCAAACCUUUCUGGAGUUACCCAGACUGUCACACCCACAGCAAAGGAAAAUGCCCCAAUGUGGACAUGUUUUUAUAUGUCUAAUAUCUUAAUUCUUUGUUCUGUUUUGUUAGAACUAAUUUGAGGGUGUGAAGCUGCACAUGUAAAACAUGACAUGAGAAGUUGGGGCUGUCAGGGGCUGUGGAUGGGUGGUGAGCUAAUCAACUACAUUCCUGAUUACCAAUGGGAUGAGUUCACUUUUUGUUUUUUUUUUUUUUCCUUAAGAAUUAUGGAACACCAGGAAAAGUGAGCUAUGAUUUUUUGUUUUCCUUUUUCAAAACAGAUUCUUUUUAAAAAAGACUAUUUUAUAUGAUUCACAUGCUAAAGCCAGGAUUGUGUUGGGUUGAAUAUAUUUUAAGUAUCAGAGGUCUAUUUUUACCUACUGUAUCUUGGAAUCUAGCCGAUGGAAAAUACAUAAUUGUGGAUGAUUAUCAUAUAGGGAGGGGUACGUGGUGCCUCUUCUGCCUGGGUUUUCUAUUUGAACAUGUGCCUUUUCUGAAUUAUGCUUCCACAGGCAAAACUCAGUAGAUAUCUCUAUUUUUGUAUUGAAUCUCAUAAUUGGAAUAUACGGAAUAUUUAAACAGUAGUUUAGGAUUCAAGGUUGAGCCUUCUCAGUAACAUUCCUAUUCUCAUUUGACUAGAGGAGGCCUCCCCUGACCCUUCCACAUCCCUUCUCCCCUGUUUUGUGCUCUAUUCUUUCUUCUCUUUUCCCUCCCACUUUUCCCCAAAGACACUUCUGUUGGCCACAUUUUCAGCCCAUUGGUUGAGUGAGAGUGGAAGCCAAGUAUCACCUUGAGAAUUUCUAGGGUGGUGGGGAGCGAGGAGCAGAGGAACCCUACAGUGACAUAAUCUCCUUUUCUCAUCCCUGUUUUAUCCUUUCUCUUGUUUCUGUAUUUGGUAAGAAGGAUUAUUUAAAGGUGCAAUAUGUGACUUAGUGAUUCAUGAUGCUCUAGGUUUUUAGUAAUGUUUUACUCAGGUUGGCAUUUUAUGUGUAUCUGUGCGUCCGUGUAUAUGUGUGUGUGUGUUUAAAAGCGUGGCAAUCUGUGAACACUUCAGUGUGAAAACAGUGUCAGAUGAAUCCCUCCUCCCUCAAAGUCCACUGGCUUUAGUCUAUCUGCAGUGACACACAUCCGUAUCUACUGUAUAUAUAUAUACUAAACUCUUAAAACAGUCAUUCCUUUGAAUUGAGGUGUACAAAGUUUUGAAUUUGUAUCAAAGAUGUAAUUAUUUUUAAAACCUCUUUUCACUAUACUGCUGCUGUAAUGACUUUGAUUUUUUUUAAUGUAGAUUAAUUUUGUUUUUUUGCUUCAGGUGUGUAUCCACCAAGAAUUUCAGAAUUUAUGUGGAUUUAUUUUAUUGGUACAUAAUCUGUAAACUUCUCAAGGCAUUAACAUGAAAGGAUUUGUUUCUUUUUAUUUUAUAUUGUGGCUCAGGUUAUAUUUUGAAGAAAUUUUGAGUUUAUCCUGCUAUAGGCAAUGAAGGAUCUAAGGUCUGAUGAAGGAAUCAACCAAGUCCCUGGAAUCCUGUGGCCAUUUUCCACAGUAAUAAAUCCUGCUGUAAACUUAGGACAGUUGUGUCCUAGUGAAGAUGGGAGCAGGGUCUUCUCCGGGUGCCCUGGUCACCUGGGGAAGCCUGUCUCCUCACCCUGCCAUGUUCCUCAGUAUGCUGGCACUUUGAGAACUGACCGGACAUGUGAGUGGGUUAUGAAGGGUGAACCACAAUGUACUGGAAGCCCUUGAUUUGGUUCAGAGGUUUAGUGCUGUACAAGUGCUGUACACGUCUUUUGUCCCCCUUUCCCCUUUGAGGUACUGAAAGGAUUGAAAAGGCGAGGUGGCGGUGGUGUCGUGUCUGGGGAGAACUCACUUCCCACAUAGAAAUUGCACUUUUUGCCGAAUCCUUUGCUCUUUUUCGUGACAAACAGUUCACUCAGCAUCAGGCCCUUAAAGGAAUGGGUUGUACAGGCCUGGGCGGGCCCUCCUGACUCCUUUAGUGGGGCUUUUGGCUCUUUAGGUCUGCAUCAGGGAAGCCAAGCCAUCCCAGGCUGCUGAGUGAAGCUGGGUUUGGGCCAAUUGCUUGCAAACCUCCAUGCUGGUCUGGCCCUCGGUGCACACAGGUCUCAGAGAGUUCCAUGAUUGCAUUCGGAGGCCCCUACCCAGGCAGGCAGCAGUUCUGUGGGUCACACCCCUCUCCACUUCAGUUGUUGGGAAGCCACUGGGAUGGGUGUGAAGGCAUCAAGUCCAACAAAGAUGCUCUGCCAAGUGUUGCCUAUAUCCCUUCCAUGGAGAAAUCGGAGGGAGGGACUUGGCUCUAAAAAUGCCUUUAAAAGGUUGAAGCAACGGUAAUUAUAAACAUAUUGUAUAAAAACACACAGAAAAAAAACCCAGAAACCGUCCUCCCUUCUGCAUGAUACGGGUUUGGGAAAUGAGCAGCAGCCUCAGCAAGCUCACUCUCAAUACCAUUCCAGCCCUGGGAAGAAGGCUUGUGGGGAGAGGUCUGGAUUCCACAUGGCAGGUCACACGAAGGUCAUGAUGCUUCUCUGCAUCCUGAAGAGGGCUGGGUUUGGGGCCGGUGGGGGUGGUGAGGGUAUUUAUAGCACAGUGACUGAAAAGGGAAGAUAAUUCUGUAAAUAUAAAGGACACAUGGGCUGGGGUUUGGCCUUAGAAAAGAGAAGGUGCUUUUGAGCUCCUGCCCUAAAGCCUCCCAGAAACAGUGAACUAAAAUUUGAGGAGUCCAGUGGAGAUGCGGAGAUGGUGUGAUCAUCCCUGCUUUACUAUUUGCCAGUUGCACACAGAAAAAAAACAGCCCGAGUGGGAUUAGUUAUUAGUGAAAAGUUGGUGGUCAGUUGGUUUGGGGGAAUUGGGUCAUUGGUACCUUCUCCCAAGGGCAAGGAUGUUUGCCUCCAAAGGUAAACCCAAUGACACUUGGCACCAGUGGAAAAUGUCAUUUGGGGGUCUGUUCCCUGUGGGCAUGGAGUGACCUCUGGCUGGACUUUUGGCCUAUUUGACUGCACUGGAUUUGGGCUUCAUCGACUCAGAGGCUCCUGGGGGGUGGGGGCCAACUAUGCAGCUGAUUCACUUGCUUUUCAUCUGAGAUGAAAAAGCCAGAUUUUCUUCUGCAGUGCUGGGUUGUGCUUAGUGAGCUAAACGCGUCUUGGCGACUAAUGUUGAUUUGCCUCAAAAGUCCAAGUUCUGAGUUUUCAGACUGUGUAGCCGUCAAGUGUUUGACAUACUGUAGCUUUUUUCCCUUGGGGGCACAUAUGAACAGGAUGUGUUGAUAUGGACUCUAAAACUGUAAUUUUCUUGUAACUAUUUUGGAAUGAUGCAUAUUUCUAAUGUUUGUUAUACUUGUACAGAGUAUUGCUGUUGGUUGCUUUUUUUUUUUUUAAGGAAAAAAAUGGCCUGAAAAAAAUUUUUUUAAAAAGACUCACAAAUACCAAAUAUAAAAAAUG